CCCACAUGACAUAUGCGGAAGCAAAAUGGACGAGUGACUGGAGCUGCUGUCUCUUCAAUCCUCGAUCAUGAGCAAAAAGAAUCAGGUUUCGUAUGUGAAGCCGGCUGAACCCGCUUUCCUGAGUCGUUUCAAAGAGCGAAUCGGCUAUCGGGAGGGGCCCACUGUGGAUACCAAGAGAGAACAGCUUCCAGUUCCUGAAGAUGACAGUGGAAGUGACAAGGAAGAUGAACAACCACAAGUGAUUGUACUGAAAACAGGAGAUCUAACUGCAGAAGAAGUUGUGAAGAUCAAAAAGGAGAUCAAAGAGGUUUCUAAGGUCACAGAAACUGAUCCUGAAGAUGGAAAGAUUCUAUUCCGGAAACCUCCUAAGCGUUCAGCAGAAGAGAAGUAUCUUGGUUUGACAGUUACUUCAAGUAAGAAAAUUAAAGAGAUGAAGAAGAAUUCACCAAAUUUUAACAAUUCAGCUAAGCAAGUUAAAAAUAGUAGCUUGCUUUCUUUUGAUGCAGAAGAAAGUGAUGAUUAGGAACAAUCUGUACUUGCUGUAUACAUUUUUUCUUAAAGCAAAAUGCUAAAAGUACAGCAUAAAAGCAGAAACACAGGCUUUAAAUCUGAGGCCUUUGCACAUUUUUAUCCAUUAUAGCCAUUGUAGAGUGCAAGACAUUUUUACUUGGGACUAAGAAUGUAAAUAUUACUUCGGCAAAGCUUCCUGUUCUUUCUUGAAUUGCUGAAGACAUUUAUUAGGAUUAUGCUUCAAAGGGAAGAUCCUGACACAAUGCAGCCUUUGGUGGAAAAAUAUUUGGAAGUCCAGUAUACUUGUAACUAGAAGUGGCUUAUGUAUUGCUACAAAACAUGUAGCAGGAUUAACGAUGCAAGGCUUCAUCAAGGGGCUGAUCUGAACAGCUGUUUUUAGUAAAGAUGAUAUUCUACUACUACUACUAAAUGAUUGUAAAAUUAUUUUAUCUUUAUUUAUGGCCUAGCCCUAGUCUUCAGCAAAUAAAAAAAGUUUUCUCAAUGUA
Molecule: messenger RNA, 1016 nt
Organism: Crotalus tigris (Tiger rattlesnake)
Lineage: Eukaryota; Metazoa; Chordata; Lepidosauria; Squamata; Viperidae
Product: KIAA1143 ortholog
Exons: 3
Coding region: 68-523 (151 amino acids)
Source: RefSeq, a predicted model, not a curated record